GUUUUUCAUCAUGAAAUUACAUCACCUAUGAUGCCGAAACACUAUUUAGCCAAAUGAUUCCAGUCUCUCUAUUUUGGGAGUUUUCCUCAAAGUUUGGGGAAAUUAAAAAGUUUUGUGCCAUUUCCCCAAAAUUUUCUAUGGCGGCUUCCCCGGAAUUGGGAGAUUGUGAGUGUAUGAGUUUUUCGCCGAAAUAUGAGACCUGUUAUCUUAAAUCUGAUUGGUUCGUCCACAAAUCAUAGUCUCGCCAUCCUUUUUCCAAACAAAUAAGGACCUCAACAGUCAAUUUAGAACUCGUUAGUUUCAUGUUACGCACUGCUUUUGCCCUGUUUCUUUAAUCCCCUUAUAAUUUCGUAUCUUCAAUUAUACUUCUGAAUUGAUUACCAGAAUUUUAAGCACAUAUACUUUAUCCAUUCUCUAACCAUGAAUUGUUUUUGUGUCAUUUGACCUCACUUAGGUGAGUUUGAGCCUGCCUAAUUGUUAAAUCAAUUACAUGCAGUCGAGAAAUCCAAGUGUAUUUUGGUAUGGUAAUAGCUUCCAAUCACAACCCAACACCUAGAUCUAAAAACGUAGUAUGUUGAUUAUAGAUUCUCCGUAAUAGACAGUUUAAUAGUAAAUACAUUGCCUGUCGCCGGCGUAACUUUACCUAGACAUCUCAUUGUUGCAAUGACGUUAUCUAAAUCUUAUUGAAGCCUAAGACCUUGAUCUUUUCAAAAAUUCCACCCAACUUGUUAAUAUAGGGUAACAAUGACAAGGGGUAGGAAGUCCUUGCUUUCUGGUAUGAAACUGUCCUACACUUGUGAAUGGUCAAACUGCCGUAAUACAUACAAUAACGAAAAUCUACUCAAGUAUCACCAGCUGCAACACUUUAGAGAACUAUGUGAGCAACCUUCACAAGGUUCACGUCUUCCUGUCUGUGGCAUAUGUAACGCCUCCUUAAAUAUAACUGAUGUUGAUGGGAUUGAAAGGCAUUCGUUUUUUCAUUCAUGGGUUAACCAACUGAAAGCUAUUGGGAAACAUAUUUUGGAAAUAAAUGACUGGCCCGUAUGUUUAUCCGACCCAGUAUCAUGUAAUUUGAUCCCCGAACUUCCAACCAAAUUCGAGUGUGGUUGGGAAUAUUGUGAUUUUAAAACCAACGAUGUUUGUGUAUUUAUUACUCAUGUAUCAAGACACCCAGAGGAGUAUACCGAUUCUCGAUAUCCUGCAAAUGUACAGUUAAAAUGUUUAUGGGAGAAUUGUACAUAUAUAGCUAAUCGUUUAAGGAAUCUUUCAAGUCAUUUGGAUACUCAUACUCAAGCCAAACGUGCAGCUUGUCCUACAUGUGGUUUAUUGCUUGUUGAUUUCCGUAAAUUAGAAGAUCAUCUUAAACGCCAACAAAUUCAUUUAUUAAAUAAAAGCACCAACUUUAAGGAGAACUUGCAUCAUUCGGUCAAGCCUGUGAAAUGUAGUCGUUGUCGAAAAGUAUUCAGUACACAAAGAUUAUUGAUGUCACAUAUGAAAAGACAUAUCAAUACAGUGAAAUGCCCUUUUUGUGAUAUGACUGUCUGGAGCAAGUCAGCUCUAGAACGUCACAUUUUAUUUCGACAUUCAAAUGAGAAGCCAUUUAAAUGUCCAUACUGUAAUUUUACAUUUAAACUUACCAGUUGUUUAACGCGGCAUUUAAGUUCUAGACAUAAAAUUUAUGAAUCAAAUGAAAAUGAUAAGAAGUCAACUGAUCCAGUUGUACCGGAUACUACUCAAUCUGAUUUAGUUGGUGAAAAAUGGCCUCACUCCAUAUCUAUUGCUCCAAUCCAUGGACCAUUAGCUCAAGCUGGUGCCUUACCAAAUGUUCAAGCAGAUAUUUCAACCCCUACAGACAAUGAUACUACUCCUUGUGCAAUAGUGGAUGUAUUUGUCUGUCCUCAUAAUGGUUGUAAUUUCAAAACUAACAAAAGAAAUGGUUACCUUGUUCAUAUUGGUCGUAAACAUCAUCCACUUCCAUCUAAUUCAUCACUAGAGUCAUCAUCAGAUCGUCCAUAUAGUACCGAUAACUCACCAAAUACUUCUAAAGAACGUUUAUAUAAGUGUCAUAUGUGCUCUGUUGUUAAACGACGGGGUAUGUUUUAUUUUUGUUCCAUCAUACCAUAUCACCUACUUAAAAUAAGCAAGUGUUUAGAAUAAUUGAGUUCUAAAAUAUGACAUCCAGUUUUAUACCGUAGAUAUCCUGGUAAUUAUCAAAAAAGAUGAACUCACAAAGUCUAGUAUUUGUCUUUCCUCCAGAAACCUUAGUGUGGACUAUCCAAUUACAUAUAUCAUUGUUUAUUGUCCCUCGUCCAAUAGCUUUCACUGAUACGCUUCAUGGAAAUGCUUUAUUUAAUUUUAUCACACAGUAAACCUCUCGAUAGUCACAGACUAAUCAAUUUCUCCGGUUACAUUAAUUAGUUACAUCCUAUUCCGUGUUGCUUCCGUCAUCCAACUUUACCUAUAAAUACUAAUCUGAUUUUCUCUUCCAUCCCCAACAAAAUAUCGGGACAAAAAAUACGCAGUCAUUUGAUCCCAUACAUGCCCAUCAUUUUUCUUACUUCUGGGUUGGUUAGUUGCUUUUCCUCCCUUAUAAAUCAUUUUCGAAAUGUAGUUUAAUGAGUUUUUAAAAAAAUAUUUUGUUUCUAUACCCUUUCGGUUUUCAAAGCCUUUUUCCAUUGUUAUGGAAAAAUCCGGUAUACUGUUAUUCACUAAUUAGCUUACAAUAUAAAAUAAUCAGUUGGUUUACUUUUUAUGGUUAUAGAUCUUGUGUUUCCUGUUCUUAGCUGCUACCUUGGCGUAAUGGUUGGGUUUGCCUAUCGUGACAACUCAACCGAGCUUCAUUAGCUGAAACAUAGGUUCCUAAGAGCAGCAAAUUGAGCUCCGAGGACGAAGUCGUAAUUCUGACGGUAGAGCAGUGUAACGGCAGUAAGAUGUUUCUCUCGAAAAACCGGCAUCUGAAGUGAAUCUGCCUUUUAGCAAAGUAGUGAAUGGAGGGGUUAGAAAAGGUCUACUAUUAAAACGUCACACCUCGUCUUACUCGACGGAUUUCUGUCUCCGGCGGCAAGUUUUUCCGAAGUGCGUAGCUAACACAUCAAAGGCUUCCGGCGAAAAGGCCGUAACUGACCGACCUCAAGUAGUUUUCCCUUAGGCUGUGAGGUCAUACUCAUGGCUUCCUUUUCAGGUCUCGAGAAAUUUCCUUAAACGGUGUGGGCAUCUGGAAAGUGACAACCGCCUUCAUACCGUUAGCAGCAUCUAAGAUCUUUUUUCACGAUCAUAUCGCUCCAGAAACCUCUAACAGACCUUGUAUUGAUAUUUUAAGGUAUGAAAUUAAAAUUUUGUGCUGAUAAUUAUAUAAAAUAUUACUUAAAUGUAAAGAGGUAUAAUGUCACUAGCUAAUUACACGUAAUAAUGUUAUUUAUCAUACGAUUAUUGUUAACAUUACUAUGAUAAUGACCACCCUUCAAAGAAGAUAUAACUGGCAAAUUCAUAAUGACCUUAUUUAACUCAUUAUCCAAUCCCAUGGAUAUACAAAUAGUAUCAUUUGUGGACUACAUGACAGACUGUACCAAUCCCAAUUUUUCUCCCGUCAAACAUUGGUAGCUUAGGUACACAAUACUUGUAAAUAUCAAAUAGCAGUUUUAUACCAUAACGUAAACGAAUAUAUUGAUUUCUCCCCCGUGUAGGCAUCUAUGGUCAUGUGUUUAGCUUUAGGAAAUUCAGCAUACGCAGGGCAGUAAUGUCCAAAGGAAUUGUAUGUCGCUUGCUAAUUGAGCGAGGCCGUAGUUAAUGGAUUUAUCUUAUUUUAUAGUACCUCCAAAAUAGUGUUACAUUGAUAGUUGUUAACCUACUAAAAUAAAAAAAUGCUUUAUUCGAUAAGUUUUUAUGGUAAACUAUAGUUUGUGCUUAAUAAUCUUUUUUCUCAUAAUAUAAUAAAAAUAUUAACUUUGGCAUGAUCUCGGAUCACUGUUGUGUGGUUCCAGUUUAUAUUAGUUUGGUCAUUUGUCAGGUACCUAUUAUCAAUUUAAGUUUGUUAUCUAUAUCUAUUGGAGAGCCUCAACUAUUUUUGUUUCGUGUAUAGUUUAUACUUUCUAUUAAAUGUCAGCUGACGUUUUAGCCAACUUUCCCUUUCUACACCUAUAAUCGUUGUAGUGUAAUAUAUUUUUCUUAUCAUUUGAAAACAGGUAACGAAUUAUCAAAGCAUUUGGUGAGAGAUCAUCAUUUAGCUCGUCCUUCUGGGCAUGUCCGUUUUACUUACACUAUUUCAGAUGAUGGACAUUAUCGCCUUCAGUUAACUCGUCUUGAUACUGUACGUGUCGCUGCUCAACUGCUUGGUGAGACAGUUGUUAGUAAAUUACUCGUUGAGACAAGGAAUCAACAGUUGUCCAUCUGUGAAUAAAAAAUUUUCUACAAUCAUUUCAAAUAUAUAUCUUUAUCACAAUCACUUCCCCAUAAUGUUUUACCCACUUUGUACAGGUUCUUCGAUUGAUAUAUUCAGACACCUCAAUAAACCAUGCUUUUAAUCUGUUUAAUUUAGCUUCUUUAUUUUGAUGUUUUUUGUGUUCAAUAUAAGGUUUUUUGUCGUAUAUUUAGUUCUAUUGCUUACAAAAUAGGUUAAAGUAUUUUCCAAUAUAUUUUAAAAUGAUAAUAAACAUCUAUGUUUUUAUUUGUCUUUAUAUCUCAUCUCCAAAGAGUUAUAUCAGAAAAUGCAGGCUGGAUGCAACAAACUAAUUUAUCUCAGCUUAGUAACAUUACUCUGUAACUGAUUAUAAAGAACUCAUGUCAGUGAUAUAGUAUAUCCAAAUGCUGUGCUGUCGGUUUUAUCUUUUGAGAGACUGUAUAAAUGACAUUAACAGAAAUUUUCUAAAAAUACUUAGUAACCUUAUUUACCACCCGAAAAAAUGUAGUCUGUUGACAGUCUUCUGUUAUAUAUUUUAUUUGUUAU
Messenger RNA from Schistosoma haematobium, 4942 nucleotides. RefSeq lists its product as uncharacterized. Gene Ontology annotation, cellular component: nucleus; chromosome. Gene Ontology annotation, biological process: regulation of transcription by RNA polymerase II. The coding region runs from base 745 to 2157 and encodes 470 amino acids. The record is from RefSeq and is a predicted model, not a curated record. Gene Ontology annotation, molecular function: chromatin insulator sequence binding; DNA-binding transcription factor activity, RNA polymerase II-specific; RNA polymerase II transcription regulatory region sequence-specific DNA binding. Lineage: Eukaryota; Metazoa; Platyhelminthes; Trematoda; Strigeidida; Schistosomatidae. The transcript is spliced from 8 exons.